Molecule: messenger RNA, 9786 nt
Organism: Hyla sarda
Lineage: Eukaryota; Metazoa; Chordata; Amphibia; Anura; Hylidae
Gene: CFAP54
Product: cilia and flagella associated protein 54
Exons: 69
Coding region: 99-9539 (3146 amino acids)
Biological process (GO): cilium assembly
Source: RefSeq, a predicted model, not a curated record
UGUGGGAGCCGCUCUGUGCGUCGUUCCUAUGGAGACGGUCUCCUAGCUGCAGCUUCUGGUGUUUACCUGCUCAUGCCAUAUCGGAAUUGAUAGACAACAUGGAGCCGCUGCCGGCCUCUUUCUAUGGUGAUAUAGACAGCAAGAACCCGGUUAUAUCGACGUUCGAAAAUGAAGUCAGGGAGUUUCUUGGAUUUAUGAGAAAACUGCAGCGAGCUCCCCCCGGAGAAGCCCACCAGCAGGACCACAGGAGGGGAUCCAGUACUCUGUUUAAUAUAUGGGUCAAGUAUAAACCCCGACUGCCAGAGUGGUAUUACCAAGAAAAGCUCCUUAAGGUUGGCGAUAGCCUUGCGCAGAUCAGAGAAUACAAGCUUGCACUCUUUCAGUGUUAUGGGAGGUACCUUGAACAGUUUUGUUCACUGGAUAUCGAUCAUAUUUCAGAUGUGGAACAAUUCAAAGCUACGUUUUUUCCGAAUGGAACAGAUGAUGAAAAAGCUGGUCUAAUGUUUCAUGCCCUGCAAGGAAGAUGUAUUUGCAUGUACCAGUUGGUAAAGAUCAGUGAUGCCAGUCUCCGGGAUCCAGAAUCCGUGAAGAAAUGCCUGAAAAUUUUGUAUUUUCUUCAGCUCAUCAUGCAAGUUGUCCUCCCACAAGAACAUCUGUGCUGGUUAAUCUUUAAUGGAAGUCUUCACAUAUACACCAUAUGCAGACAUUUAAUGGCAUUGGGACGUUCAUCACAGGCUCUUGAGUUCCUGUUGUGGGCAUGUGUAUGCAUUGAGUCUUCUGUUCCUCUCUUAUCUGUUCAUUACCUUACCUGGAGGGCAACACUAUAUACUGCUGUGUGCCAGUGUUACUUUGACUGCCAAGCUGGUGUUCAUGGAGAGGUAUUUGCUCGUCGUGCUCUCAGUAAAAUCAGCGAGCUUAGUCAGCUUGAACAUAUGAGCGAUUCCUCAUACAACGAAGAGACGCAGAAAGCUUUUAGAGAGUCCACUCUUAAGAUGGCAGUAAUGAUCUUCAAGAGAGCAGUGUUUGAGUCCAGAAGAAAACCAAAAGGCAUUCUUCGUCCAAAGCUGAAAAAUAACCUGAAAGACGCAGAAAAGUUGCCAUGGCCUCGUACUAGCACAGAACGACUGCUGGUAGAGAUGUUUGGAAACAAUGCAGCCCAGUUCCUUGCCAUUCUUGAAGCCCUGACAGAUAGUAAUAGAAGAAUUUUGCAAGCUGGACCACCAGUUCCUGAUGAACCAGAAAUACAUGAUGUGAUUGCAGAGCUUUGUUUUGCUGGCAUUGAUAUCCUUUCAGGGGGAGGCAACAAAGGUGAGCGCAAUAUGAGAAGUACUCCCCAAAGUGAGCUAUGUAAAUUGCUUAAAGACUCCUCUCUGCUGGAACUAGCAGUGCAAGAAAAGGAUGCUGUGUCUGCAGAAGCUGUUGUGAAGUUUUCAAAAUUGGCGUUUAGCUAUGAACACUGGGAAGCAUUUGAUGCCAUUAUAGCUCCAUUAUAUUCAUUUCUACAGGACAAGGAAAACAAAAAAUGGAAGAAGGAAGAAAUGGAUCUUCGCAUACUUAUUGCUGCUCAGCCUUUAUUGUCAGGAAAGAAACAUAAGCACAAUGUACAAAUUCAUGUGAAGCAAAAUCAUAUGGCUGAGUUCCCCAACUACCUUGAAAUGAUUGGACUACAAGGUGAACCAAUAGACAGCAAAUCUUCAGAUGAUCACAUAACACUGGCAGAGACACUGUACUCUUGUGUGUGUAGCUGUUCACAGGAUGUGCAGCCUGACAGAGAUAUUGUCAUCGAUGUCAUAUUAUUUCUGUGGCAAAAGUGCAAAGUUGGAGUGCAGCGAAUGCAAACUGGAUUAGAUGGAUCCAAGUUUGUACAAAAAUGUGAAAUGAAUAGCAAGUGGAUCUACAUUCUAUGUCUCAUCUAUGAAGUGAUGCAACGCUCAAGUUUCAUUCAUACAGAUGCUCUUAUAUUAGGAGAAGCUGCUUUGAGAUUAGCAGGGAUCGCAGAAAGUAUGGCUGAUGCCAUUAUGAAAUGGGGGAAAAAGUCAGACAGAUCACAUGAAAAAGUUAAUGCAGAUGUGCGUACUGGGAGACAUAAACCUUUAAGUAUGAAGAAAACCCCUCUGACACAGCUGUCUUUUGCAUAUGAAACCCUAGACAAGGCAGUUAGGGGAUUAUCUGUAUCCCGAUCUGAAGGCAUUAGACAUCAUGAGGAAUCAUUAUUUGACCACUACAUCAGAAUGCUGGGUGCAAAGAGACAACAUGUAGAAAACACACUUAAAGUGCAAAGCAGUUCUUCCAAACCACUUGUAAAUAAUGCGAUGAUGAUGGAUUUGCAGCUUGAGCUAAUUGUAGCCCAGCUUCGGGUGUCAAUCAAAAUCCUCCGUCAAGUAAAAGCUGAUGGCGAACAUCUCAGGUCAUCUAAAAGUUGCAAGAAAAUCCAGGGAAGAGAUGAGUCUUUACAUUUCCGCACAGAAGCAGAAAUACUUGAUAAAAUCAACAAGAAUAAGCUCUCGAAAGCCAUCUUCUUAAUGCAGAAAGCCGUGCUGUUUAAUACAGGACUAGACUGUUCCCCUAGUAUGCUCCUUGAGGAUUCAGAGAAAUUGAUUCAGCAAGCUGAAAUUGAAGAAAAUGCAGUCUACUUAUCCUGCAUUAAACAAACAGAGACAAAAGGUGUCAAAAUGAAUGUACCUCCCCCACCUAUUUUACUUUGCAAAACAGAAAAUUCUAUGGUGUUUAAACCAGCUCCAUUCACAUCUGAUACUAAGGUGGCCUGGUACUGUUUAUUUGGGCGAAGUGUAACAGGCCCCAACUUAAAAGUACGGCUAAAUGAUCAUAAUCUCUUGGGAACUGGAGAACAGAUUCCUGCAAAUGGUAAUAUCUCAUUGGAAGUUAAAGAUCUAAACACAAAUGAGAAGUAUAUAUUUGCAGUUGCAGCCUAUGCAGCAGAUGGGCGCCUUAUUGGAGAUGUUAUAGGAGAAUCAACCAAACCAAUCCUUGCCUCUCUACCUUUGUCAGUACCUGCAACUUUUGCCUAUCUAGCUCAGAGUGCUUAUCAUACUGGUUACUAUAAAAUGGCAAAGAAGGCAUGCUCUGUAUUGUGGAACUACUUUGUCAGCUCACCAAGCCUGGCAGAACAAAAUAAUUCUGAAACGAGAGGAUCCCCAGAUAGCCAUAUUACUCAGAUGAGACUGUGGAAUGAAGCUGUAGCAAACUCUUCUCCCAUACUGCUACAACUUUUCCUGGGAAGUAUUUUUAUACUCGAUGAUAUAAACAUAAAGGAAGGAGCACUUUUCUGUGACUCUGUUUGUGAUGGUGAGCUUUCUCGGAAGGGACAAAUUUGUCGACUAGCUGAAUGCGAGAGAUUGUUAGUGGCUCUUGAUGUUAGUACCUUGCUGAGUGAUACCAGCUAUGCCCUUCAAGCUGUUGUUCAGUGCUACGGUCUGAUUGCUCCACUAAUCUAUCACAGGAUCCCUUCUGUUGCAGUAGUGCAGAUUCUAAUGAAAUGCUUGGCAGUUUUACAAGAAAUCCCCAGCAGCACCUGGCAGAAAAAACAGGCUGGUGUAGCAGAGGGCGUUCUACACAUGACAGCCUGCAUCGUGUAUUAUGUAGCAAAGGCACUACGUUCUUGGGAAGAAUAUGAACUUGCCCUAUGUGUAAUAGAAACUGGGAAAAAGUUACUUUCUUUGCCAGACAAUACAUCACUUACUAUAUCAAAUUCUCAGGCAAAAUCCAACUGUGAUGACAUAGAAAAAGCAGAUGAUAAAGAAAAGGGAUAUUUUCCUAAAAAGCAUCAAAAAAAGAAAUCAGUCAUUGGUGAUAAAGUGAAUGAACAGUUAAAUGCUAUAGAACAAAAUUUGCUAAAACUAACAAAACCAUUUAAUGGGGCAAUGCUUACCGGACAAGAAGAUCCUGUCCUGCUGUAUUCUGUUGUUUCAUGCUGGUCUCCAAGUGCGGCAUUUAAAGAAAUCAUGAAAUUUAAGAAGAAAUCUCGUUUUUUGGAGUUUCUUGUUCAAUUGUUGCAGAGAGUAUAUUAUGAGGAAAAGUUUCUGAAAGUUCUGGAGUGGUCUUCCAGUGCCUUAGACUAUUUGAAAAGGAGAAAUGAUAAUAUUUUUGGAAACAAACAAACUGAUGAGACAGGAGAUGUUCCAGCACCACAGGAUUCCUUCAGGAGGUACACCACAGCCCUUGUUGAAUAUCAGAAGGAUCUGGGAGCUUCAACACUAAAACAAGCUAAAAAGCAGAAUCUUCCUAAAAAAGUAGAAAGCGUGACUCACCAGAAAAAUAAGAAUCGGAAUGUGGAACCUCACAGACUUACCAGAGAGGAGGCUGAGAAAAAAGCUUUUACAACGUUGCUCGUACUGCUGACACCAAUUGUUGGUAGAUAUAUGAAACGAAAGAGACUUUUUCAAGCCAGCAGAGAAGAGAUGCCAUGGAGAGCUCAAAUGAAUCUACUCCUGGCACUAACUCAUUUCAGUUUGUUUAAGAAAAAGCUUAGUCAGCUGUACAGUGAAGAACUGGAGAGUGAGCAGAGCGCUAACAGCUAUGGAGUUCUGGAUCCUGAAUUAUUCACUUUGCAUCAUGCUGGCACUGUAGUCAUGGCAACAGAAACAAAUGCUGCAGAUGAGCAAAUGUCUAGCCUAGGUCACCUUCAUUCCUCACUUAAACUAGAUCUUCCACCAGAUGCCAAACUAACGGAUUCUUCUGAGCCGAGUACAAAGCGAAGUGAUAUGGAUACACCACGUACACAAAUGACCAAUGACACAGAGACUUCCUCUCCUCCUUUGAAAGAACAAGCAAAGCUAAACAUGUCCUCAGUGGUUCUUUUGGAUCACCUUGGAAAGAUUUUUAUUCAUCUUAAAAGAGCAUUGGUUCUGGCACAUCGAGGAGGACAUUGGACACUACUGCAGAAUGCUGGUCGAGUACUGUGGAACCUUGUACUUGAAAUACAAUUAAUCACUAAACAAUUUGAUGCAAAAAAAGGAUUCUUUCCCAUAAGAAAAGAUCACCUGAACAAUGAAAUUUGGAUGCCAUUCUUUUUUGCAGCAGACACCAUUCUUGAUAUGUUAGUCAUAUUACAAAACACUGGUUCAGUUCAGGUCAUUGAUGAAAGUGGAAAGUUUAGUGUCCCAAGUUGCAUGGGAAGCAUUGCUGAUGAUGAAGGGGGCUCAAACUUAAGGUUUGACUACCCCUUUGAUGAUGUGAAUGUUAUUGACAUGCGUUGGAUAUGUGAUCUAGUAAUGAAAGCCAUGGAAGUUUUAUACUUUGUGAAAAGAUGGGAAGCAUUGGUGCAUAUAGCGGUGCAGUUCAACAUUCUUUCUCAUGAGAGGUUUACUGAACAAAUCACACCACUGUUGGUGCCUGCACAGAGGAUGCUAGCUGGUAGUAUAUUUCACAUAAGAGGAACUGAUGUUUCCGAAAUGAAUUCCAAUGCACCUGCGGAGGAAAGUGAUGAAAAGAUGCAUUGCAGGAAUUACAUCGGAAAACAACUGCACGUCAGCACAAUCAGUAAUAAAGCAAGGAACUCUGGAGCGGAUUUUGAUCAGAGAGGACACAUUGUUCAUUCAGACUCCAAAGUACUUACAUGUGUUCCCCUGGAUGUGUUAGAUACAUUUUCUUGCUUCCGUGAAAGUUUACAGAAAUCUAAAUACUCUAGCCGAGCACUGAGACAUAGCAGAAAACUACUCACUCUAUUCUUAGCUUAUAGUCAAGGGUUAAAUUCACAAGAUAAGCAUACCAGCCCACAGCUAUCCUAUGGAAAAGUUGGCUUUUCGAAUGGUGCAUUGCAAGCCUACCGCCCAGUCCCCCCAGACCUUUCAGAAGAAGAGUUUAUCUCUGUGUGUUCUAUUGAAAGCAAGGCAAUUCCUCCCUCACACCUUUCCAUUGUUAUAGCUUCCUAUGACAAGACUAUUGAAAUCCUUCAUUCAGACAGACAACAAGGCCUUAAAGCUCAGGCUCUUCAUGAACUAGGCAAUCUUCACCUCUACGCAGGAAAUAAAAGAGCUGCUUUCAAAUGCUGGUGUCAGGCCCUUGAUGAAACGCUCAACAUGUCUGAUGCUCUUAAUUCAUGGCAAGAGCUUGAUAGCUCCCCAGACAGCAUAAGCAAUGGAAGAUCUAAAGAUUACAGUGAGAAAUUUCUCUCCCGAGCGGGAAUUUGGGGUUGUUUGCUGGCUGCCGUCAUUGCUGCUAAAAUGUCUCGUUAUAUCUUGACUUCAGAUGUGAGAAAGAGAACAGAUUGCUGCUUGCUUUCAGCUUUACUUUUUAAGUCCUUGUUCCGCGUGUCCCUGCCACAUCCAGAUGAAGAUCUUGAUUAUGCAUUAUAUGAGAUUGGAGAAGGAUGUGAAAUAACUGAACUUAUUCCAGGGAUUGACCUGUUUUCUGAUCGGCACAGAGCAGAUGUCAUAACUGUUGUUUCCAGUCUAGGUUUUCUUAUAUCAGAACUGCAUUCUGUUGCUCAGAAUCUUAUGGUUCUGCCGUUAUUUACAUUGUACCAGUAUUUGGUCAGCAUUAUUUGCCGUGACCCUGUCAAAAGUGUGGAAGGAAGGCUGUUGAAGGUUAAAGUCCUCACAGAUCUUCAUCUGUUCUCUGAAGCCUUCCAUGAAUAUUUCCUCCUAAACAGUGGUAAAAGAAUUCCGAGAAGACCACAUGAAGGAUUCUCAUCAGCUGUGAAAGUUCUGGCAACUUUGAAGUUCUUACCAUCAAAGACUCUUCUCUCCAGUGAAAACUUACAGGCACUAGAAGAGAUUCUCAACAGAAAACCCAGUCCUUGUCUGCUUUCAGUGUGUGAUCAGGCAACCAUGAAUAAGCUGGUACUGACUAAAACACAUUUCAUCCUAAAACUGUCUUCUACGAUUAAUGCCAUCCCUGAAGUAUCGAAGGAGCCUGGAUAUUAUGUGACUGGGGACAGAACAAAGCAGCAGAGUGAAAACCAAGAACCAACCUUGUUAGAAGACAAGGGUGAAAGUGAUGCUCCAAUACAGCUUGCAUCUAAACAAGAUCUUACACUAUCAAAAUUAAAGGACAUGUUAUUAAAAGAAGCAGAGGAAAGAGUAAAAUACAUUCUUCAGAAUGUAGGGAAGAAAUAUAAUCACCUUUCAGAAUGUACGGCAGUCGACCUAGAAAUGGCAAUAGAAGCAAAGCUUCAACUUUCCGAAAUAGCACAGCAAAGGCAGCACAUUGCAGAAAGCAUUGCUUUCUCAUUUUCUGCACUGAAGAUUCUACAGGAAGCCAAACUAUUCACAACCAAAGCUAAACAUGACCGUAAAGAUGGGCAAAUAAGACAAGAAAUUGUUAAAGAAGAAUCUUCCACGCAUCCGACUGAAUCUGAAGCCAGAGAGCGUCUAGGGAUGAACACAUGGUUAAGAUGUCGAAUUGCACUUGUCACCAUUCUUACAAGGCAGAUAUGCGGCAUAGCACUUUAUGAUCAGGAUACCCUUGAUGGUUCAGCUCUGAUAACUGCAGGUAUUGUAGAGGCUGAAACUCUCAAUGAUUCUGAGACCCAGGCUCGGUUUAUGCUGCAAGCAGUUUUCCUUGAUAUUCAAGAGGGCCGUCCCAGGAAAGGCGUUCAGCUCAUGCUGAAGAAUAUCAUCAACUUGCUACAAGAAAAGUGUUUCAUGUCUCCUGUGGCAUACUUAACAUUGGCUCAGAGCUUGAUUCUUUCAGCUGAUUUAAUGGAAAAUAAUGAGGACCAGCAGUUGUUUUGGACAAAGCAGUUGAACAAUUACAAAUUGGCACAUGAACUCAUCAUUAAACAGCUCGUACGUCUUGGGGAAACCAUUGAACACAAUCUAACACCAUCUGUGGUGUCAUCUUCCUGGCCUUCUCUCAAUAACAUCUACUUGCCACAAAUUUGUCUACUGGCAAAAGUGCAAAUGAGAAUAGGACGCAUACUGACUCUACAAGCAAAUUCUCUUUCUGUAUCAUCUGUUAAGCCAUCUUACAUUUUGCCAAGUUUUAAUCUGUUCACCAUGGCAUUAGAGCUAUGCAGAUUGUCUGCAUUUCGACAAAGAGACUUGGAAGCCGAGUUGCUCUUUUUAAAAGGUCAGACAGAACGACUGAUGUUUGUCUUAGGAGACCAUGAAAAGUCCUGUGCUGUCAAGUCCUUCUCAGAAGCUAUCAACAUUAGCCUGGAUACUGAUCAAAACUUCAGUUUAAUGAGAAAAUGUUAUCUAGAGAUAGCGCUUGUCUACUUGCACAUGUCCAGUUUGGAUUCAAACAAAACAAGUACUAUACCAUUAUGUGCUCCUAAAACUACUUCAAAGCGAAAGGGGGAAAAAGUAACGGAAAAGGAUUAUGGAGCGAAAACUGUAAGCCUAUCGGAGUUGUACAAAUUGCUGGCAUGGAUUGCUGUUAGAGCUGCCACACAGGUUGCUGAUGCCACAAUAGCAUAUAAACAGUUAAUUGGAGAAAUGGAUGUUAUUGAGCAGGCUACAAAUGCCCAGUUGCACCAGCACAUCCCAACAUUUGCUUGUAUGGAUCUUUUAGCAACUUACAAGAAAUACUUUCAAGAUUGCUGUCCUACACUUGAUCAACACAACUGUGCUGUCAAACAAGAACCUGCCUAUGAAAGUCCUACAGAUGGAAAAAAACGUGGUGGAGAUAGUCUUCCUGUAGAUACAUUGUCUUGGGUCCAUAUCAUUCGAUAUCAUAAUCACCUAAUGAGACUUAAAAAUCUGCUCACAAUGACAGAUUUUGAUGAUGGGAAAAUGUUUGCCAGUGACACGCUGUACACAUCUGUCUUUGAUAAUGGGAUUACAGUGCGCUAUGUGGAGAUGCACCUGUUCCUCAAGAAGCAUCUUUACUCCUAUUCCACAUGCUGUGUGAAUGACUUUCCUGCAGAACUACUGUGGGGGCUAGAACCGAAAACAACAAGCUUUUAUACUCCAUCUAAGGCAACUUUGGAAAGUAAAGACUCACAUCAGCAUAAACCAGAACCAUUGAAAUCUCCUUCCAGUGGAUCACUGCAAAGUAAAUUAGUUCCACAGGAACAAAUUGUAACACAUGCUGUAGACCAAGAACUUUGUCUGCAGUGGUAUUUUCCAACCUUGGAAAGAUCGACACUAGAGAAACCCAUGGUAUUGUUAAUGUAUGCCUUCAACAAGCAGAAUAUUGAUGUUAAGGACCCAAGAAAGUGUGAUCCAUCUGCUGUCCUCUGUGGCUAUCUUUGGGCUUCUUUGGCACACGUCCUCUCAUUACAUGAGAAGCUUUGUAACCUGAGACAAAAGGCAGAAAUCUCCAUGCAUAAUGUGAGCGAUACCUCUAUCCCGAGCAGUAGUGAAAAACAAAAACGACCUGCUCAGACAACUACGAGUAAACCUGAUCCGAAAGCACUGAAGAUCACAGAAGAACUGCAGGCAAUGGUCCUGCAGUGUUGUUCUGAAGCUCAAGCCUUGCUGACUACUGAUCCAGAUCCACAGCCAAUCACUCAGGCUCCAUUUGACAUCACUUUGCCAUCAUUAAUCAGUCUGGAGAGAGUCUUUGACCUGACUCACGGCUGUAUGUUAAUGAAGGGAGGCCUGCUAGAUUGGACGAUGUCACAGCUCACCUGAACAAUCAAUUUAUACUUAUUGUUUUAUCACUCACAAAUAUAUUUCUAUCAGACACAUCACAUGCACCGAGUUUACUAAUUCUUAUUCAAACCAUUUCUUAUAUCUGUUUUCUGCAACUUUCUGCAAUAUUUUAUUGCGUCGCCCAUGGGAAAAAGUCACAUAAAAUCAAUCUUUUUGCUUCCCUGUAGUUUCUGAGAUGAGAAGAAUGUACUAUAAACAGCUAUAAUAAAGAAAUUUUAAUAUCUAA